Molecule: messenger RNA, 4902 nt
Organism: Megalops cyprinoides (Indo-Pacific tarpon)
Lineage: Eukaryota; Metazoa; Chordata; Actinopteri; Elopiformes; Megalopidae
Gene: lrrc7
Product: leucine rich repeat containing 7
Exons: 28
Coding region: 145-4671 (1508 amino acids)
Biological process (GO): neurotransmitter receptor transport, endosome to postsynaptic membrane; neurotransmitter receptor transport postsynaptic membrane to endosome
Cellular component (GO): postsynaptic membrane; postsynaptic density; adherens junction
Molecular function (GO): protein binding
Source: RefSeq, a predicted model, not a curated record
ACAAACGAAGACAAAUGUGUCGGUCAACUUUCUCCUCUCGUCAGUGACAUCCAGUGGGCCGUGCUCACUCUGGUCUCACCACCAGAGAAGUAGGCAACCGUACCUUCAAGGCCUUCCUCUUGCCGCUUUGUGCAGUGUCUGGAGAUGACAACCAAGAGGAAGAUCAUCGGCCGCCUGGUGCCCUGCCGAUGCUUCCGCGGAGAGGAGGAGGUCAUCUCCGUGCUGGACUACUCCCACUGCAGCCUGCAGCAGGUGCCCAAGGAGAUCUUCAGCUUCGAGCGCACGCUGGAGGAGCUCUACCUGGAUGCCAACCAGAUUGAGGAGCUGCCCAAGCAAUUAUUUAACUGUCAAGCGCUUCGAAAACUGAGCAUGCCUGACAAUGACCUCUCCAAUCUGCCAACCACCAUCGCCAGCCUUGUAAACCUGAAGGAGUUAGACAUUAGCAAAAACGGUAUUCAAGAGUUUCCAGAUAACAUCAAGUGCUGUAAAUGUCUAACAGUUGUGGAAGCCAGCGUCAAUCCCAUUACCAAGCUCCCGGACGGGUUCACACAGCUCCUAAACCUGACACAGCUUUUCUUAAAUGACGCCUUUUUGGAGUAUCUCCCAGCCAACUUCGGGAGACUUUCUAAAUUACGCAUUCUGGAACUCCGAGAGAAUCACCUGAAAACCUUGCCAAAGUCAAUACACAGACUGACACAGCUGGAACGAUUAGACUUGGGAAGCAAUGAAUUCACUGAGCUGCCGGAGGUUCUGGAACAGAUACACAACCUGAAGGAGCUGUGGAUGGACAAUAACUCCCUGCAGACGAUACCUGGGUCUAUAGGGAAGUUGAGACAGCUGAGGUACCUGGACCUGGCCAAGAACAGGAUUGAGACCCUAGACUCAGACAUCUCGGGGUGUGAGUCCCUGGAAGAUCUCCUGCUGUCCGCCAACAUGCUGCAGCAGUUGCCUGACUCUAUAGGAAUGUUGAAAAAGCUCACAACUCUAAAAGUCGAUGACAACCAGCUGACCUCACUGCCUAACACCAUUGGAAGUGGACGCACCAAAAUAGGUUUAUCGCUUUUAGAAGAGUUUGACUGUAGCUGUAACGAGUUGGAGUCCCUUCCCCCCACCAUCGGCUACCUGCACAACCUCCGAACCUUUGCUGCUGAUGAGAACUUCCUGUCAGAACUGCCCAGAGAGAUCGGGAGCUGUAAAAAUGUCACAGUCAUGUCUCUGCGUUCCAAUAAGCUGGAGUUUCUGCCUGAAGAAAUUGGACAGAUGACCAAACUGCGUGUUCUUAACCUCAGUGACAACAGGUUAAGGAAUCUGCCAUUUACGUUCACAAAACUGAAGGAUCUUGCUGCACUCUGGCUAUCAGACAAUCAGUCCAAGGCCCUGAUCCCACUGCAGACAGAGGCCCAUCCCGAGACCAAGCAGAGGGUUCUCACCAACUACAUGUUUCCUCAGCAGCCUCGGCAUGACGAAGAUUACCAGUCAGACAGUGACAGCUUCAACCCCACACUGUGGGAGGAGCAGAGGCAGCAGCGAAUGACUGUUGCCUUUGAGUUCGAGGACAAGAAGGAGGAUGAGGACAAUGCUGGGAAAGUCAAGGUGGAGAUCAAUCUGAAACGUUACCCCACCCCUUACCCCGAGGACCUGAAAAAUAUGGUUAAGUCUGUCCAGAACCUGGUGGGUAAGACUAGUCACGCCCUCAGCGCAGAAAAGUGCUCCUCUGGCACCAACAUGGAGCUUCCUGGCAAAGAAAAAUUUGAGCCCAAGUGGCCCAUUGCAACAAAGGAGGUUGCAGACAGAGAGGCUAAAGACUUUCCGAAGACCCAGAUACCUGAGCAAGGCCCAAUGCACAACUCAGCCAUGGAGAUCCCAAAAUGCAAGGAGAAGGAGGAGCUAACUGAGAGCUCAGAGAUUUCUUUACAUCGCGUGGUGCCCAAGCUGCCACAGCCAGAGAACACGAGCCUGUCCGUUACAGCUUCCUGUUUCUGCCUCAUAGACUCCCUAGGAGGCUCCCCAAACGACAUCCGCAUCUCUGACAUGAGACCCACGCUAGUGGAGCCCCCUAUCUACAAGCCAAAGGUUGUCUUACUGGGCAAAGACAAAAAAGAAUCAACAGAUGAAUCGGAUGCAGAUAAAAUGCAUUGCCUGAAUAACAGUGGCUCCUCAGCAACCUACUCGGACUACUCGCCUUCCCAGGGUUCCACGGGUUCCUCAAACCCCCCAGGCAAUGUACCCGGCCUGCAGCCUGUUAGCAAGGAUACAGCACCUGCAACACACUGGACUAACAGGCUGGCCCAGUCUUUCCCAAAACCCAUUGAGAGCAAGCCUUUGCUGAGCCAGAGGGACACCCCUCCCUCCAGCACCCUGCAGCAGCGGAGCGAGAGACGCCCUCUCAGCGACACCUUUGACAGCUGGAACGACUCCACCCACUAUGACAACACAGGCUUUGUUGCCGAGGAGCCUCCCAUGGAGACCCCCAGCAGCAGUAACCCCAUGUUAGGGUCUAAGCCCAGGAGCGCCUCCACGCAUGGGCGCCGGCCCCUCCUGAGGCAGGAGCGGAUAGUGGGUGUCCCUCUGGAGCUGGAGCAGUCCCCCCACACCUUCCACCCCGUCCGCAACACUCCCGAAACUGAAGUGCCUCCUCCUCCUCCUCCUCCCAACCCCUGGCAGAACUGGACGAGGACCCCCAGCCCCUUCGAGGACAGGACGGCUUUCCCGUCCAAGCUGGAAAUCACCCCUGCUAACAGUCCCAACCCGGAUCGCAAGAACUUCGAGCAGGACCUGGGCGAGCUGCCUGGCACCUUCCCUUCCACCGGAGCGUGGGGCUUUCUGGAGUCCCGUGACUCCCGUGACUCCAGGGACUCCCGGGACUCCCGGGACUCGGGGACGACGAGGAGCCACUCAAACAUCUUCACACACGUGCAGUGUAGGCAGGAUGCCACAAAGGGCGCCAUGGUCAUCAGCAAGAGCACAGAGAGACUCUCCCCGAUGAUGAAGGAGGUGAAGGCCAAGUUCAAGAAGUCCCAGAGCAUUGACGAGAUAGACAUUGGCUCCUACAAGGUGUACAGCAUCCCUCUAGACAGCUAUAGCUCCAGCAUAGAAAACCAGGGAAGCAUGGACAGGCCGGACCUCCCUCCACCUAUGGAGCAGAGCAUGUCGAGGAGCCAGUCUGCUCCCAUGCUGGACGACGACCUGGACUCCUUUGGCACCGCCAAGAGCUCCCAGCAGCAGAAGCCUGCCAUCCCGAAGAAGGUAUACCAAUUCGACCAAAGCUUCAACCCCCAGGGGGCCAUGGAGGUAGUGAAGCCUGAGAGGAGGGUCCCGCCCCCUUUCCCUAAUACUCCUGAGUAUGUUAACCAGCCAGGCAAGACCCUCCCUAAGGAGCUGGUGAGUCCCAGGGGCUACCGCGGGUACCCGCCCAUGGAGCAGAUGUUUUCUUUCUCUCAGCCCUCAGUCAACGAGGAAGCUGUCAGCCAGCCAUUCCCCAGCCAGAGAUCCCGGCCAGGUUUCUUGCGGAGAGCUGAUUCCUUAGUCAGCUCCACAGAGAUGGCCCUCUUCCGCAGGGUGGCCGAGGCCCAGGAGCUGCAGGCCAGCGAGCGCUAUGGCAGGCCGCACUUCAAGGGCAUGCUGGAGCACCAGAACAGCCUGUCUACGAUGGUGGACUCCCAGUUCCACAAGAGGAACGGAAGGUACGACGACGAGUACUCGUCCUACCAGGAGCCCAAGAAGCCCAUAAUGGGCUACCCCACCAAGAGCCUGACUCAGCGCCGCCCCCUGUCUGCUCGGAGCUACAGCACAGAAACCUACGGGGCGUCGCAGGCCCGGCCUGUGUCUGCCAGGCCCACUAUGGCUGCCCUGCUGGAGAAGAUGCCUUCAGAUUAUAACCUGAGCACCUGCACGGAAAAGAGCACUGAUGUAGACAUGAAGCUACGGCCUGUGCUUCAGAAACUUGAGGACACCUCCUCAAAAAUGCCAGUGGACUGGAGGCAACAGCUGCUUAGACAUAUAGAAGCUAAAAGAUUAGACCGGAGCGCUGUCCUUAAGCACAACACAGUAAACUUCGGCAUGCUGUAUUCUGGACGCUAUGCUGCACCGCAUGCCAGCAGAAGCAUGACAAUAAACUUUUACAAUAAUGCAAAGCAUGAAAACCAAACGACACAGUGGCUACCUCUUCCAUAUACCCCUUCACUGCAGAGCAAUAUCUUAGAUAACGGGCAGGAGGAGGUUUCUCCCACCAGCCAGUGGGCCCCAUACUCACUUGGUAGGAGAGACGUGCCACCCGACAACAUCAUGAAAAAGCUCCCUGACUCUUUGCCUAACGGGUUGAAUUACCCACAGGCAGGUGGCCACCCCAUCCAAACACAGACAAUGAUCGUGACCUCGGCGUCAGCCACACCGCCGCACCGCCCCGCCCGUGAUCAGCAGUAUGAGGGGGCCAUCAACAAAAUCUCAAUCCAGCAGUACCAGUCCCCGCUGCCCAUGCCCAUCUCCGCCACCAGCCCCCGGCCGCAGAGCGCACGCUGCCUCAUUCAGACCAAAGGGCAGAAGAGUAUUGAUGGAUACCAGGAGCAGUUCUGUGUGCGGAUAGAAAAGAACCCUGGUCUUGGUUUCAGCAUCUCAGGGGGAAUAAGUGGACAGGGAAACCCUUUCAAGCCUUCAGAUAUGGGUACAGCCUGACGGACCUGCCUCCAACGUGCUUCGACCAGGAGACAAAAUUCUGAAGGCCAAUGGACAUAGUUUUUUACACAUGGAACAUGAAACUGCGGUCUCUCUGCUGAAGAGUUUCCAGAAAACUGUGGACUUGGUUAUCUUGAGGGAGAGCACAAUCUAAAUAUUUUUUUACUACACCUUGACUUCUCACAUGGAAGGAACAUUGAAAUAUGUACAAGUUAUCCAAACCUGUUUUUA